This is a messenger RNA of Anopheles funestus (African malaria mosquito), 2590 nucleotides long. Its product is annotated as myb-like protein Q. Gene Ontology annotation, biological process: chromosome segregation; CENP-A containing chromatin assembly. Gene Ontology annotation, cellular component: chromosome, centromeric region; chromatin; nucleus. The transcript has 4 exons. Lineage: Eukaryota; Metazoa; Arthropoda; Insecta; Diptera; Culicidae. Bases 359 to 1543 code for a protein of 394 amino acids. The record is from RefSeq and is a predicted model, not a curated record.
UAGUUGUCAUUUUUUGACAGCGCCAUUUGGUGAAGGAAGAAGUUUGCAAAGAAGUUUGUUGAUCAAUUUGCAACACCCAUUCCUGCGUGCUACGUGAAGCCAAAAAAUUCCAAUGUGCUAGCGUUGCUCCCUAGUUUUCGCUUGCAUUUCGCUUUACGAACCUCCAUCCGGCAACAGGGCAACCGUUAUAACCGGAACAGAACAGCAGACGAAAUACGCGCCUUGUCUAUGCACGGUGCUACGAUUGCACACGGACGCAGCGGGCGGAUGCUUGCUGUCUCGCACUAAAAACAAAACAACCUAGCAACAGCAACAACGACGACGAUAAGCGCGGUACCAGCGUAGGAAGGAAAGUAAAAUGGACAAUUGCCACAACUAUGCCACCACAUCGAAAAAGAAACGAAUCCCAAUCUCCGACGAUAUACACAUCAUUAUCAAAAAGUUCCGUGACAAGGACAAGCACGACGAGAAGCCUUCUACAUCAGGUGACCAUGACUACGACGACGAGCAUAGCAUGGAUUCGGAGGAACUGCGGCGUGUCCGGCACCAGGAACCGUCGUCCUCCUCCACUCUGGUAGGCAUCACGUCGAAUAGCAACAGUAACAGUACAACGUGCCCGAGCGGCAGCUCGUUACAGGCGGUCGGCUUAGGAAGCAACCAUUCGGUGCAGGUGCAACUGCAGCCACAGCAACACAUCAUUUCACUAGGCCAGACCCAUACCGGACUGGUGGCGAGCAGUAAUGCAAACCUAGCAUGCCAAAGCAGCAGCAACCAGACGGAGGAUAUCAAGCUUAUACUGCGAAAGUUGUCCAACAUCGAGGAGCUGCUGAAGGUGGUCGCCGAACAGAGUCUAAGUCGUCUAACGGCGAUAAAGCAGGAAACGGGAGCUACGUUGACGGCUGCUCCCGGUGCCCAGCUGACGGCGGUGGAUACGAACCAAAUAAUUCAGCAACAUCAUCAACAACAGCAGCAACAACACCAUCAGCAGCAGCAGCAGCAGCAACAGCAACAAACGGUAACCCAGAACGCGGAGAUUGAAUCGUGCUUCAAGUUCCCAAUUCGCUCGCUGAAGGAGCUGAUCGAGCUGAACAAGAGCAUCUGCGGCGACGAGUCGCUGUACAACAAGCUGUUCGAGCAUCUCACCAAAAUAAGACUGGACUGUGACCAAAACAUAGUCAUCAAUGCGCUUACGUCCAUUGUCAGUGACGAGGUGCUGGAUGCGGUUACGUGGGACACUGGGAAAAAGUUUAAACUAUCCUCGGUCGUGCUGUUUAGCGAUUCGCUGUACGUCGCUUGGUUUAAGGACAAAAUGAAGUACGAUGAGUAUGUGACCGAGAUGAAGGAUGCCAUCGAACGAUCGCACAAGCGGCAUGCUAAGGUAAAAACGAAACGAAACCAACAGAACAGCCAACUGCAGCAGCCCCAGUCCCUGCAACCGAUCAUGCAUUCGCCUUUGGGGACAAGCAACAGUGCCAGCGCGAACGCUCCGCCGGGGACCGUUAGCACGAUCAGUUGUGACAAUAGUGCAUUAGUACUCGAAUAGUGAACCGCGCGGGAUGUACCAUUCUGGCCAAGAAGAAAUGGGACGGUUCGAACGUUCGAAGUGAAUCUUGUUUAGCCACCAUCCCCUCUAUCCUUCACCUUCCUUUCUCAUCCCUCGUGGCCAUCGCGGCACUCUGCACUUGUGUUUUUAGGUUUGUUUGUUAUUUUGCAGAACCGUUACUCUCAUCGUUUGUAAUCCGCCUGUUUCCAUAGCAAUUCUUCGGUGCUUCAACGGAAGAUUUAGAUACGGUUGAAUUUAAACAGGACCAAACCACCUCCUAGCGAUCGAUGAUCGCUCAUUUGGCUGCAAGCUAGUUAAUCUAGUAGUUGAUCAUUACAGUAAACUAAAAGAAGAGCAAGAUUAAUUGCUUUCAUCAAAUGCAAAGGUCACUAUGAUGAGCAAGAGAAGCCAUUGCUGCUAGAAUUCUUCUUAUAAAAAGCCUAGGAGGGAGAAUUUGGUCUCGAUUAGGUUCGUACCCAUCAUUUCUGGUGUGUAGCUCAGCGCAGCAGUAUGAGAACACCCACCCACUCCAACCUAUAGUAAAAUAAUGAUUUUAGAAUCGCCAGUUACAUGCAAGAAAGAGUGCCACAACUCGAAACACGUUGCCACAAAUGGCACACCACGCGAUCGAGAAAUCGCAAGCAGAAACAAAACGCUUGAGAGGAGCACAUGUUUAAUUUCUUUUACAAGAACUUUACCUGUAAUGCGUCAGCGCACACGCAUAAACAUCGGCAGAGCGCUGUAUAUUAGUUAUGAAAUUGUUUUGUUUUGUUUUGUAUACUGUUAGAAAGUUCUUUUGCGUCCCAAUAUAGCGAUGCAACUCGUAUGGCAACAGGCGAAUGUAUGACAAAAUGUUCGUUUUUCACUGUACACAUUUGGCAUGAGCUCUAGGAACUAAAGCGCUACACAGCAGGUGAGAAGAAGGCGGCAAAUUUUAGGUUUAGAAGGUUUAGAAUUACAAUAACUAUCAAAAACAAAACCUUACGAAUAAAACAAAGCAAGAAACCCCCUUGUGUCAGGGUGCGGGAAACGAUGGUUUCAGAUUCA